AUGGACAAAUUCGUCAACAAGGAGUUCUACACAAUCGUAGCUGGAGCCUGUUUGCUAGCAGUCAAUGCAGGCUUUAUAAAUGUCGUGACAUUAGCAGGCAUCUUUUCCGUCACCGUAUCCCAUCUCACCGGAAACGUAUCUCGUAUCGCAAUCGCCCUAUACAAUCUCGAUCUCACGACUAUGGCGCUAGUCAUAUCCAUCAUCGUAUCCUUCAUGUUUGGCUCAUUCGUCGCUGGCUUUAUGAUUGGAGACACCAAAUUCCGUCUGGGACGAUCCUAUGGAUAUGCUCUGUUAAUCGAAUGUCUGAUGCUCUUCCUAAGCUUUCUCUUCUUGGGACAAGAACUGAUUCUGGGUGAAUGGUGUGCUGCCUUCGCCUGUGGGUUGCAGAAUGCUGUUGGAACGAGCUACUCUGGUGCCGUUAUAAGAACUACACACAUGACUGGGAUUAUAACAGAUAUUGGAAACAUUCUUGGUCAGGCUUGUCGAAUGGAUACUAAUGCUGAAGUCUGGAGACUCAAAGUCCAUAUACCUUUAUUGUUCUCGUAUCUCGUUGGUGGGAUAUUUGGUCAACUUGCAUACUCGGCACUGAAGGAACACUCGCUACUGAUCCCCUGCAUAUUCACUGGACUGAUUGGAUCUACAUAUCUGUGUCUGCCAUGGGUCAACGAAGCAGCCAAGAUACUAAAGGAAGCUACAAUCCAUACGCAAGGGCAAAUGCCAGCUGUCGAAGUACGAGUAAUUGGAGAUCCACGUGGUGGUGAUAAAUUCGCCAAAGUCUCUGGACGGAAUGUCGAUAUCGAGAUUAGAGAAUUCUUACAUGACAUUGACUCUGACGACGAGCACGAUGAAGCAGACUCCGUAUCAUUGAAAUCUCCAAGGAAUCCGCAAAUGAAUCAAAUACAAGAUGAAGAGAAAACUCAUUCGAUCAAGAUUAAUAGCAAUCCGGGAAGUGGCAAGAACUCGGCCAAGAGUUCCAGGAGAACGUCUGUUACCAGAGCUAGCGGUGGAGGCAAUGUAGAAAUCCUGUAUAGUCCCAAACAAUAA
Molecule: messenger RNA, 1044 nt
Organism: Synchytrium microbalum
Lineage: Eukaryota; Fungi; Chytridiomycota; Chytridiomycetes; Synchytriales; Synchytriaceae
Exons: 1
Coding region: 1-1044 (347 amino acids)
Source: RefSeq, a predicted model, not a curated record